Rotaria sordida is the source of this 222-nucleotide messenger RNA. Lineage: Eukaryota; Metazoa; Rotifera; Eurotatoria; Philodinida; Philodinidae. The record is from the annotation of a GenBank genome assembly.
AUGAAUUGUCAGUAUGGUUGUCUAGUCUAUUUGACUGUACUUAAUGGAAUAGGCGACAAAGACGACUCGACUGAGGAUCAACAGUUAUUAUCGUGUCACUACAUACAAUAUAAUAUUGAGGAUCGUGAUCCUCAUUUUGAUUCAAACCAAGUUCGUCAUCGCGAUCGUGAUUUCGAUUCAAAUAAAGUUCCUGAUCGUGAACGUGAUCGUGAUAGUUAUUAA